UUCCUAGGGUAACACCUGGGAAGUCAUUUCCCUCAUUUCCCCUACACUCUCUUCCAGACUUCGGUCUCCGGACAGACCCCCUUUCUCCACCUAACCUCUGGGUCUCCGCGGCAGACACCCCCUGGUGGAAGCCUGGAUUCCUGAGUCAGACCCCUCCUCCUGCUGGGACACCUGGAUCUUGGGCCUGACUCCGCCUCCUGCCUUGGAUAGCUGAAUCCCUAAAUAAGACACCUCCCGCUGCUCGGACGCCCAGGUGCCCGACCCAGAUGCCUCAUGCUCUUUCAACCUCAGAUAAGUGCUGGUCCCUCCAGGGCCUCUGGUCCCGCAGGAAUGCUCGCCGUUUGCCGGGUCACCCCAUCACACCGCUCGAGCAUCCCACCACUUGGGGAGCCGCGUGCUAAUGCAGAAUCUGCUAGUCCAGAAUCCCAGCUACGACCUCCGGACCCUGAGCAGACGCCAGCAGCCUUCCUCCGGCCCAGCGCCCCUGCACCCUGCCCCUGCACCCUGCGCGUCCUCCCAGUCUCUGGGUACCCGUGGUAGGGCCCACUACUCACCGCUCAGGACCGGACGCGGCUGGGCCGCGGGGAGCCUCCACUCAGGUCCUGGCAGGGCAAGACCCAGAGAAAAAUACUGCAGUGAACAAAGACCAUUGCCUUCUUCCAAGAAUUCCUAUCUUAACAGACAGAAACGGACAGUGCACAAAGAGAGGCCGAAUAUGACAUCAGGUAAAGGGGCGCGAGGCUUUGGGAGGGGAGCCUUGAUCCGCCUGAACAUCUGGCCUACUGCCCAAGGGGGCUGCAACCACCUGCGACAUUGUGAACGCUGUGUGGACAGAGCCCACAACCUCUCCAUCUGCGUCUGGCAGCAAUGUGGGCCAGACGAGCCAGGGCAUUGUGUGGCCCAAGCUGAGGUGCUCAAAGAGGGUUGCUCUCUCUACAACCGUUCAGAGUCGUGCCCAGCUUCCCACCACCAUCCCACCCGUGAACCAGAGAUGAGCACAACAGGGACUCCCCCAGCCCCUGAAGCCCACAGCCCAGGUUUUGACGGAGCCAGCUUCAUCGGGGGCGUUGUGCUGGUGCUGAGUCUGCAAGCAACUGCCUUCUUUGUGGUGCGCUUCCUCAAGGCCAAGGACAGCACUUACCAGACACUAAUCUGACCCCAGUGGUCCUGGCUCCACCUUGAAAGAACAGAGGACCCAGAGGCCACCCUCUCGAUGGCCUUACGGGCACUAGGGGUGGGACACACUUUGGCCACCAGUUUCUGGUCCCCGUAGGCACAGGGCACCGAGCAGGUUUAGGGCUGGUGGCUGACAUUCUUUCCUGUCCUGGGACUGGCACCUGUAUCUGGGAGCAUCCUUCAACCACUUCAUGGCUCAUGCAGUCAGCUGGGCCGCAGCCUGGUACUUGAUGUCUGCAGCUUCUCACCAACCCAGUCUGGGAUCCACCCCCAAAUAAAAGACCUGUUUUCCACCCAUGA
Molecule: messenger RNA, 1476 nt
Organism: Mesocricetus auratus (golden hamster)
Lineage: Eukaryota; Metazoa; Chordata; Mammalia; Rodentia; Cricetidae
Gene: Cd164l2
Product: CD164 molecule like 2
Exons: 7
Coding region: 401-1156 (251 amino acids)
Cellular component (GO): cytoplasmic vesicle
Source: RefSeq, a predicted model, not a curated record